Molecule: messenger RNA, 1581 nt
Organism: Anopheles stephensi (Asian malaria mosquito)
Lineage: Eukaryota; Metazoa; Arthropoda; Insecta; Diptera; Culicidae
Product: protein atonal-like
Exons: 1
Coding region: 339-1244 (301 amino acids)
Molecular function (GO): protein dimerization activity
Source: RefSeq, a predicted model, not a curated record
GGGGAUAGCGCCCGAAACCCGAACCAAACAAUCCGAACAGGAAUGGCAGGACGUUCGGAGGUUCGAUGAAGCAAAAGCCGGACCGCCGGCUCACAGAAGCAGGUGAAUAAAGCGUAGACGCCGUGAACCACGAUCGGAUCCCGGAGCGUAUAAAUACAACCGGAUCAAGCCGAACCCGAAGUCAUUGCAGAAGAAAGCCUUGUGAUCGACGCACCGUGUGAGUGUCAAUGUGUUCCUGUUUAACUCGUCCUUGUUUUGUUGGUGAACUUUAAAGAGUCGUGUAAGAACGUUAAGUGAUAGAGAACAUUUGUGAAGCUCGAAUUGUGCCCUGGAUUAAAAUGACAAGUGACUUUGGUCGACACGCUCCCUUCUCGUACUACUACACGCACGAUCCGGUAGCGCCCACGUGUGGUAGUGUGAACGUCAAGAUGGAGCAGCAUGAAGUACCGGCCUCACUGGCCGAAUCGAGUUAUCUCGGCUCGACCUACGCCUACACAUCGAAUGCGCCAUCCAACACCUCCACCACCACCAACAUCACUUCCCAAUCGGCCGCUCCGAAUGUGGUGGUACUGCCCGGCUUUAUGGACAACUAUCCGGACAGCUGGAUGACACCGAGCCCGUCCAGCUUUGGGUCGGAAAGUCCCGAUUACUACUCCCUGGCCAACUCACCCCAGCGCAGCUUCGUCGAUGUGGAGGAGUACAAAGAGAAUCUGCUUGCCAUGCAACAAACCUCCCAGCUUCCGGCUCAACUGGCCACCUCCACGUCGCUUCCCCUUUCACCUCCGCUCGCCAAUGUACAGCUGCAGGCAACGCCAACCACCGCUCCCAGCACCAAUCUGCCCGUCAAGAAGCGUCAGUACAACCGGAAACCGAAAGCAAAGUCGGAAUCAGCGAAAGCUCCCGAAACGGACACAACUUCCCGGGCCGAUCUGUCGUGCCUAACGUUUCCGAAGUCGUUCUCCAAAUCUACCGACUCGCAAGGACCGAUCGGAUCCAUCAACACCACCAGCCUCGUCGGAGUGAUCGGCAAACGGAAGCGGAAGCAAGUGCCACCCCAGAUCAAGAAGAAGCGCCGUCUGGCGGCAAAUGCACGCGAACGGAAACGGAUGCAGAACCUGAACGAUGCCUUUGAUCGACUGCGCCAGUAUCUGCCCUCGCUCGGGAACGAUCGACAACUGUCCAAGCACGAGACGCUCCAGAUGGCACAGACCUACAUUACGGCGCUCUGCGAUCUGUUGCAGUAGGUGACUAGCGUGGCCGUCUGCAUCCACUGUACAGUAAGCCGGAUGUGGAUCGGAACCUAUCGAUAUACAGCGAACAAAACCUAAAACGAGGCUUUUUUUUCUCCCUCGUGCUCUGGAGAAGCUUACCCUGCUGCUAGAGUGAGCCGAGUCAGCCGGGGAACGUCAACUGUUAGUUAAAAGUGUUGAAGGUCGAAGGAGAUGGUCGGGAGCUAGAGUAAGGUUAAGUUUGGAGUGUACAAACUAUGAAGAGUUAAAUUAUUUGUCGUCUACUGUUAAUUUUAUUAAUAUUAUUGUUUACUGGCUGCAGCAAAUAAACGAAAAUUGAAAACAAACGAAA